AAUGUAAUAAUAAAUUAUAUUAGGUUCCAUCAUUUGUUUUGCUACUUUCCUUCUGAUUAUUUUAAUCAUUGGAUGGGAUGUUGUUGAAAUUACUAAUUGGGGUUUAAAAUGUAAUUCAAUAAGUAAACAAUGUGAUAAACAAAUAUAUGCUCCAGGAAGAUAUUUAGUUGGACCAUUCAACUCUUUUUUUAAUUUUCCUGGUAGUAGAUAAGCCAUUGAAUUUUCAGAUGAUAAACGAGCAUAAAGUCAACCUCUCAAAACGAGAACUGCUGAAGGUCUUACACUUAGUUUACAUGUUUCUUUUUAAUAUCAACUUAUUAAGAAUGAAAUUGCUUUACUAUAUGCUAUGGCUGGACUUAAUUAUGAAGCAACUUUUAUAAGAAUGGCUAGAGAUACUAUUUUAUAAGCAGCUGGUAGAUUUGAGGCACCCAAAUAUUGGACUAAUAGGAGAAACAUAACAGAAGUUAUGCAAAAAUAAUUAGAAGAAGAAUUGAAAAAGGCUCAUGCUAAUUGUGUAUCACUUUAAAUUUUAGAUAUUGAUUUACCAGAUUAAUAUGAAGAUUCAAUAGUUUAAACUUAAAUAGAAGUUUAAAAGAAAACAAUGAAAUAAUUUGAAUAGAAAGCACAAAUGAUUUUAAAUGAUAUUCUUGUUAUGAGAGCUUAAAAUGAUUAAGAAAUCUUUGUUAUCCAUGCAUAAGCCUAAGCAGAUGCUUUUACAAUCACUUAAGCAGCAUAAGCAAAAGCAAAUAAAUUAUUAUUAGAAGCUGAAUCUAAAGGAUAUGAAAUGAUUUAAAAGAAUCUUGAACUUAGUUAAGAAGAAUUUAAUCAAUAUUUAUAUUGGAUUUCUAUUUUAAAAUAAAAAAAAGCUAAAUUAGUAUUCAAUCCCAACACUGUAUUAACUUUUAAUAUGAAUCGUAAUUGA
This is a messenger RNA of Paramecium pentaurelia, 922 nucleotides long. The record is from the annotation of a GenBank genome assembly. Lineage: Eukaryota; Ciliophora; Oligohymenophorea; Peniculida; Parameciidae.